AGAAUUUUUAAGAAAUAGUUCACUUCUGCCACGUGGCAAAUUUUUUUUGCAUAUGAGAGCUCACCAGCCGAGGACAGAACUGGAAAAUCACAGGUUCCCUCCGACUCCAGGGUUUCUCUGAUGUCGGUGACUCGGCCGAGUCCAACUCACCUUGAACGAGUCGGCCCUCCAGUAAUUAAACAACAAAGAGUUGUGAUACAGAACCAACAUGGUGAGAAGCUUGUGGGCAUAUCCCAUGAAAUAGGCUCCAAGGAGCUUGUGAUCUUAUGCCAUGGAUUUCGAUCCUCGAAGGAGCGCAUUCCUAUGGUGAACCUUGCUGCUGCUUUGGGAAAAGAAGGAAUCAGUGCCUUCCGCUUUGACUUUGCAGGAAACGGGGAAAGUGAAGGUUCAUUUCAGUAUGGUAACUACCGUAGGGAAGCUGAUGAUUUACGUGCUGUAGUACAACACUUUUAUGGGGAAAAACGUGUAAUUAUUGCACUUGUUGGACAUAGUAAAGGAGGAAAUGUGGUGCUGUUGUAUGCUUCAAAAUAUAAUGAUGUCCAUACCAUUGUGAACAUUUCUGGCCGCUUUUAUCUGGAGAGAGGCAUUAAAGGUCGUUUAGGUCAAGAUUUUUUACAAAGAAUCAAGCAAAAUGGAUUUAUUGAUGUUAAGAAUAAAGGGGGGAAGUUUCAGUAUCGUGUGACUGAAGAAAGUUUGAUAGACCGUCUAACUACGGAUACUCAUGCAACAUGCCUCUUGAUUCAAAAGGAUUGCAGCUAAUUGGCCAUUCAUUCGCCUUUUCAUGAUUUCUAGUCUGAAUUUCUAGCACACAUUGUAAUGUUGCUGCUACUACAGAGUGUUUACGGUUCAUGGUUCCUGUGAUGAAAUGGUGCCAGUGGAAGAUGCUUUGGCGUUCGCCAACAUCAUACCCAAUCACAAGCUACACAUUAUAGAAGGGGCUGAUCAUGAGUUCACUUCACACCAAGGUGAAUUAGCUUCAGUUGUCCUGGACUUUGUAAGAUCAUAUCCACCCUGCAGCAAAGGUAUAUCUGAGCAGUUACCACGAUCAUGCAUAAGAGCAGAUAAUUCUACCCGUUCGCGUCUCUGAUUGUCAGUCUGCAGAUUGAAGAAGCAACUGAGCGAUGAUAACGAAAUCAGAACUAAAUUGUUUGGGGUCAUAGACCUGAUAUUGCAAAUUGAGCUCUUCUAAUUCCACCCAUAUGGAGAAACAAGUUUGGCUCUCUUCUACCUGUAACAUGAUUAUUGAUUCAUAGGCUAUUGUUGAGAUUAGAAGAUAACAAAAGUUUAUAGUUACUGGAGAGCUUCUGUAUGGUUUCUUACAUUUAACUCAACAAGGAAACUGACUCCUGUAUUUAAUUAAUUUUAUGUAAUUUCCAUGCAAAGGAAAUCCAAUUUGUUGGUAAAAA
Messenger RNA from Vitis vinifera (wine grape), 1406 nucleotides. RefSeq lists its product as uncharacterized. Lineage: Eukaryota; Viridiplantae; Streptophyta; Magnoliopsida; Vitales; Vitaceae. The coding region runs from base 121 to 759 and encodes 212 amino acids. The transcript is spliced from 7 exons. The record is from RefSeq and is a predicted model, not a curated record.